AUGCUCGCCAAUCUCAUCCAAGAUUCGUCCUCCCGGAUCAUUUCACUAUUCCAGACUCCCAUCACAAAUAAGCAUACCAUUUCCAUUCGUUCCGCCAAUCCCAUCCAUUCCAUCCAUUCCACCCAUUCCACCCAUCCCACUUGCUCGUUGUCAUCGUCUGCUCAGCAAACUCUCUCCCAGCCGCCCCUGGCCAGUUGUGCCACCCAAAACUUUGCUCGCCCAUGA
Molecule: messenger RNA, 225 nt
Organism: Cordyceps militaris CM01
Lineage: Eukaryota; Fungi; Ascomycota; Sordariomycetes; Hypocreales; Cordycipitaceae
Exons: 1
Coding region: 1-225 (74 amino acids)
Source: RefSeq, a predicted model, not a curated record